Pteropus alecto (black flying fox) is the source of this 315-nucleotide messenger RNA. RefSeq names its product gastrin (gene GAST). Lineage: Eukaryota; Metazoa; Chordata; Mammalia; Chiroptera; Pteropodidae. Gene Ontology annotation, molecular function: hormone activity. The transcript is spliced from 2 exons. Gene Ontology annotation, cellular component: extracellular region. Bases 1 to 315 code for a protein of 104 amino acids. The record is from RefSeq and is a predicted model, not a curated record.
AUGCACAGAUUGUAUGUGAAUGUGCUGAUCUUGGCGCUGGCUCUGGCCACCUUUUCCGAAGCUUCUUGGAAGCCCCACUCCCAGCUGCAGGAUACACCCUCAGAUCCAAGUGUCAAUCGGGGCCUGGAGCCGCGUUGGCUAGAGCAGCUGGGUCCAGCCUCUCACCACCGAAGACAGCUGGGACUUCAGGGUCCCCCACACCUGGUGGCAGACCUGUCCAAGAAGCAGGGGCCAUGGCUGAAAGAAGAAGAAGAAUCAUAUGGAUGGAUGGACUUCGGCCGCCGCAGCGCUGAGGAAGGAGACCAACGUCCCUAG